Molecule: messenger RNA, 2110 nt
Organism: Anthonomus grandis grandis
Lineage: Eukaryota; Metazoa; Arthropoda; Insecta; Coleoptera; Curculionidae
Product: venom allergen 5 2-like
Exons: 8
Coding region: 270-998 (242 amino acids)
Cellular component (GO): extracellular region
Source: RefSeq, a predicted model, not a curated record
GUGGUUAUCGCGAGUUUACCUGUGCAAGACAGACAGGUUGGCGGCUUUUAAUUCUCUUUUUUUAUUCCUUUCAGUUCUUCUCUUUGGUCGCUCAUUCAUUUAAACAGUUUUUUCUCACUUCCUUGUUCGCAUUUUUACGUUUAAAGGUGAUCCUACUGCAUUAUUGCGAGGUCCUACCGGUGCUGGGAAUUUCAGUGAGUUAUUAUUCUGAUUGGCGUAUUACAGUCUGUCAGGGUUUUAGAUACAUUAACACAUUAAUUUUCAACAAAAUGCAUCUUUAUACCAAAUCCAUAAUUUUCCAAUUGAUUUAUGGGAUCUGCUUUAUUGCUACAGUCUCAGCGUGCCAAAGACAAAUACUCCGAGCAAAUGGAGUAACCGAGGAAGAGAAACGAACCAUUAUCGACCAUCAUAACAAAAUGCGGCAAAGCGUUGCUUUGGGACAAAUUGGUGGGCAACCACCGGCAUCAAAUAUGAUGGAAAUGAAAUGGGACGACGAGUUAGCAAACAGAGCGCAAUGGUGGGCCUCGUCCUGUCAUUCAGAAAGACAUGACAAGGGUAGACAUAAUUCUCGGUUUCCUGUAGGACAAAACAUUGCAACGACUUGGACCACAAAACCACCAUCAAGCUAUGAAGACAUAGAAUCGAACUUUCCUUAUGCCAUGAGCAAGUGGUUUGAUGAGUAUAAGUUUUUUAAUUUCGGAGGCAUUGGCAGUGGCAAAACUGGACAUUAUACACAAAUGUUAUGGGCGGAAACAAACCUUGUCGGAUGCGGUUUCGCUUUCUAUUUUGACCCUUCACAAGGUUAUACGAAGAAUUACGUAUGCAAUUAUGGACCAGGAGGGAACGUUCGUGGCCAACCUCCUUAUGAAAAGGGAUAUCCGAGCUGUAAUCAGUUUGGAUUGCAGGAAUCCAGACAGUAUUCCGGACUUUGCUCAAAACCCAGCAAUUAUUACUUCGGAAUUUCUAAUUUCAUACUGGACAGAAUCAGCCGCUAUUAAAGUAAUUUCGCCUGCCUUAAACGUAGGAGGAGUAAGAGAAGCGCUUAUAAGUGUACCUAAAUAGCAGUUAAAGCAUUGUGAUUAAUUUAUAUAGUUAAUUUUAAUCCGGAAAGAGGAUGGUAGGCACUUUUGUUAGGUGCAGAAAAAUUAAUGUCUGUUGCAUUAUAACAGGGUCAAAAUAUUUGCCUUUUUAAGUGGAGAUUGCUUGGGAUCAAAAUCAAAAUCUCGUUGCACCAGAAAAAGUCAUUAUGCCUUCAUAUAGUGAUAAGUAUUCACAAUUGAGAAGCCAUUUCAACUAGUCGAAUAGCGAAAUCUGUUGGAAGUCCUAGAAAAGAAUCAGCGUCUUUAAUAAGAGCAUUUACAGUUUAGCUUUACAGUUUAUUUUAAGUUUCCUCAGAAAGUGAUGAAAAUUUAAACGAAUAUAAUAUGGUAAAAACUCUCAACUGAAAAAGGCAAAAAUAAUUGACUUAGAAGCUGAUAAUAUUAAUUAAAGUUCAUAGAUGAAGUUCUCAAGAAGCAACAGACAUUUUUUUAAAUCAACUUAUAUACUGGCAAACAGUCUUUAUGGUAAAUUACUAUCAGUAUCCUCAUAAAGAAAAUACAUAGAAAAUUAUAUAAUGGAUGGUGGCACUCAACGUGGGUCCAAAUUGUACUUUUUCGUCAUAUUAUUUCAAUCCUAAGACGUUUUAAAUCGAUUUUUGGUUCAACGUUGAAUGCCAUCUAUGCUUCCUUGCCAGUCAAAAUUUGCUCUUUCUAUUUAAUAAACUGUAGUAAUUGUUAUUAAAAAUAAGUUUUGUGUUUUAACAAAAUUUUAAUGCUAAUAGUUACCUAAACUGUUAUUAUUGUUUAUAACAUUUAUUAUUUGUAUAUUAUUCUUAUAUAUAUAAACAAUACCAAACGCAUGCCAUAUUGAAAUAUGGUUUAAGAUAAUAUUUUGUAUUCUUAUAUUUUUCUAGCUAAAACAUAAUAUUUUAAAUAAGUUUACAUUCGUAGAAUGUACAUGAUUACACAUAGAGUUAGCGAUAGAAGGAAAGCUUUAAAUUUUUUAUUCUUUAAGUAUUACUUUUUAAAGUCUAUAGAAAUAGAUGUAGACAAUAAAUAUUUUUAUAUUA